AUGGCAGAAGGCAAUACCCGCUAUCAUUACGACCCGUCCAUGGCGGCGGCUGUCAUUUUCAUCGUUGCAUUCUCCCUCUCAGGUAUCUACCAUAAAUACCAGGUCAUACGGCUCAGAUCAUGGUAUUUCAUCCCAUUCGUUGUCGGUUCUAUUGUUGAGAUCAUUGGAUACACAGGCAGAGCCAUCAACGCUUCCGAGCCCUCAGGCAAAUGGACAGAUGGACCAUACAUCAUCCAAGCUCUAUUCCUCCUACUCGGUCCUCCUUUCUACGCCCCCUCCAUCUACAUGGUCCUCGGACGCCUUAUUAGACUCCUCAGGGCCGAUAGGUUCUCCCUAGUCAGGUUAAACUGGCUGACCAAGAUCUUUCUCUUUGGAGAUAUUGCUUCUAUUGCUGCUCAGGGAAUGGGUGGCGGCAUGCUUGCGGGGGCUGACAGCAAGUCGGCAAAGGAUAGAGGCCAGAUGAUAAUUAUCAUUGGCCUCUUUAUCCAACUUGUCUUCUUCGGCAUGUUCAUUAUUGUUACAGUCAUUUUCCACCACCGAAUCCACAAGAUGCCAACGGUCGCUAGCCUGAAGAUGCAAGCACCCUGGAAGAGGCUUCUCAUAGUACUCUAUAUCUCCAGCGGCCUUAUUAUGAUUCGUUCUAUCUUUCGAGUUAUUGAAUACAUCAUGGGUGAGGACGGCGAACUUAUGGCCAAGGAGGCUUACAUCUAUAUAUUUGACGCUGUCUAUGAACACCCGACCGGUUACAAGCGCAUCAAUACUACUCCCUUCCCCACCAAACACUGUGCAAUGGAGGGCGACCUACCAAAAGAAGUACAAGAUUAUCUUAGCAAACUCGUCAAGCGUCUCACCGACCAUCUGAAAGACCAACUCGUCGGCGUGUACCUUUUCGGCUCCGCUAGCUAUGACGCCUAUCAACCCGGCCUCAGCGACCUCGACGUGCAGGCGAUCGUCAAAGGUCCACUGAACACCAAUGAAAAGGAACCCAUCAUAUCUCGUUUGACCCAGGCUACUUUGCCGUGUCCCGCCACUAAACUUGAGUUCGUGGUGUAUGCCCAAGGCUCAGUGAAACCUGCCAACCGCCACCCCACCUUCGAACUCAAUCUCAACACCGGACCUCACCAAUCCGACCAUAUUAGCCUCGACCCCGCAAACGAAUCAAGCCACUGGUUCCUGCUCGACAUCGCCAUGGGUCGCCAACUUGGCCGCUGCUUGUAUGGCGCUGAUCUCACUGAGGCUUUUGGGGCCAUUCCUCGUCGCUGGGUUCUUGAAGGGAUGGCAGACUCACUCUCAUGGCACCAAGAAAAUGAGGCGAGCUCGACAAACAGCGUGCUUAACGCUUGCCGAAGCUGGCGAUACAUUGCCACGGGAGAGUUUUGUUCAAAGUUGGAGGGGGCUAAUUGGGCCUUGAAGCAAGACAAUUGUCCCACCAUUGUCCGACGCGCUGUUGAGGGUCGUAAAACGGGGGAUAAACUUGAUGCUGGUCAAGUAAUGGAACUCUAUGACAUAGUCGUCAAUGCUAAUCUUGACAAGCUUGAGACAGCAGACAAUUGA
Fusarium tjaetaba is the source of this 1554-nucleotide messenger RNA. RefSeq names its product Streptomycin 3 adenylyltransferase. Lineage: Eukaryota; Fungi; Ascomycota; Sordariomycetes; Hypocreales; Nectriaceae. The transcript has 5 exons. Bases 1 to 1554 code for a protein of 517 amino acids. Gene Ontology annotation, cellular component: membrane. The record is from RefSeq and is a predicted model, not a curated record.